Messenger RNA from Sparassis crispa, 870 nucleotides. RefSeq names its product Transcription initiation factor IIE subunit beta. The record is from RefSeq and is a predicted model, not a curated record. The transcript is spliced from 4 exons. Lineage: Eukaryota; Fungi; Basidiomycota; Agaricomycetes; Polyporales; Sparassidaceae. The coding region runs from base 1 to 870 and encodes 289 amino acids. Gene Ontology annotation, biological process: transcription initiation at RNA polymerase II promoter. Gene Ontology annotation, cellular component: transcription factor TFIIE complex.
AUGUCUGGUUUGGCAAGGGACGCAGCCGCUUUCAAAUCAGCUCUUCACAGACAAGACUACUCUUCGUGGCACUCACAACCAAAUCCGGUGCCUCUGCUUGCGUCUGCACCUGAACCAACACCUGAACUCCCGACCAAGUCAAAAAAGAAGCGACCAAAAUCAAAUGUUGUGUACUCUCAGCCCGCUGAGACGGGUACGGGUACCAAUGUCAACACCCAGCUCGUGUACGCCGUGAAUCACCUCAAGACGACUGGGAACCCCAUGCGCUUGCAGGACCUUGCUAUCCUCACGAACACACCAAUAGACACAGACAAGGUUCUCCAGGAGAAGUUCAGGUCCCAUGAUCGAAUUUUGUACGACCCAAAGACCGACCUGUACUCGUAUCGACACGAUUUCAAUGUGCGCAACAAAGCCGCACUUCUCACUGAAAUCCAGCGACAGACCCGUAAAGGCGGCGGUCUCUCCGUGCGCACGUUGAAGGAAAGCUGGAAGGAGGCUCCGCAGGCCAUCGAGGAGCUGGAAAAAGAGGGCGAGGUCUAUGUAACGCGCACCCUCAAGGAUGGCCAAAUGCGCAUGGUAUUCUGGAAUGAGAUCAAGCCAGACGAGGAGUCCGGCGGCGUAGCCGUCGAGAAAGAGUUUAACGACCUCUGGCAUUCCCUCGAGGUUCCUAACGACGUCGACCUCCUCAAGCAUCUCCAGUCGGAGGGUCUUCAAGUCACGGCGGCGGAAGCACUGGUACCCAAAGGUCCCGCAGGGAAAAAGAAAGGGAGGAAGUCUGCCCCUCGACAGCGCCAAAUGCGCAUUACAAACACACAUCUGCGGGGGCAGAUCGACCUUUCGCGGGACUACGCGGCUCCGAGUGCGAAGUGA